AGAUGCACUAGAAAUUCAGUGAGCACCCCUAAAAUUAUUACAGUGUGCAACCAAAGGAUUCUUCUUCAUUUUAGAAGCUCAGCUUUGUUGCUAAAACCCUUACUUGUCUUCAACAAUGUUUGGGAUUGCUUCUAAACCAUCUUAGAGAGAGUCUUGAUUUUCUGAUCUUGUGGGCAAAUAAUCUCCAUGAAAAUUUCCACAGUCAUCUUAUCCUUGUUGAAAAUGAGCAUAGUUGCUAUAGAAUCUUGCCCUAGUCCUAAGAACAGGUAUAUCAAAAAGGGGUUGUGUUGUCAGAGAAAAUGAUGCUGGCUCCUUCUCUCUGUUCACACAUAUGAAGAGCCUGUGGCUUCACCUUCUGUUACUGGUUUGUGUGAAAUUUCUUCAAGGGGUUUAGUUGAAAAAGAGGUAAUGUAUAUAAAAUACCUGGAAUAUAGUAGGUAUCCAAUAUUUUUCUGCAAUAAAAGCACAAUAUAAAAUAUAUAAACAUAUGAAUCAAGCUUGAUAGGGAAGCCAUUUUUUUAACAAGCCACAUUUCCCUCAAACAGUACUGCAGAAUACAAAAAUUCUGAGGUAAUGAGUGGAAAUCAAAAGUUGAACUCAGUUUUAUUACACUUUUGCACAAGUGGAGUUCCAGAACAUUCGCCCCAAAAGCAGUGACUGCGGGAGAAGGAAGCCUGCUGUUUGAUCACAAGGCUCAGCUAUAUACCUUUCCAUCAUUUCAAACCCCGGGGGUGGUGGGGGGAAACUUAAAAAGCGUAAGAAUCUGGCUUCACUGCAAGCCUCCACUCAGGGGCAAUUACUGUCAGAUUUACAAUGUAGAUAAUUGUGAGCGGAUGCGAAGAAAUGGUACUUUCCCCACCUGCAUUUGAUAAAAGAAAGAAUAUCUACCCCCCCUCCUUUUUUUGGAACAUGGACUGGCCCGUUGUGUGUUUAACUAGUAAGUGAAGCAAGAAGGGAGGAGAGAGUGAGUCUGCUACACACUGUCCUUGUCCCCGAUGUGUGUCUCUGGAGAGAUGCACAUCACCUUAGCCUAGCUUCCAAAAGAAGCCUGGUAGGUGACCCAGGGAGGCAGGAGCCUCAGUCUACCUGGCUGAGGUCUGGUGUGUACAAAGCCUUCUUAGUUUGAAGCCCAGAAUUCUGCCCAAUUACACCAAGGAACAGAAGCAAGGAGCCUGGAGUAAGGCAGGUGACAAGCAUUAUCACCCCAGCUGUGCACGAUGCAGCAGAUGCAACCAGAUGUUCACAGAAGGAGAGGAAAUGUAUCUUCAAGGUUCCACCGUUUGGCAUCCCGACUGUAAACAAUCUACCAAGACAGAGGAAAAGCUGCGGCCUACCAGGACGUCCUCUGAGAGUAUUUAUUCUAGACCCGGUUCCAGCAUCCCUGGCUCACCAGGUCACACUAUCUAUGCAAAAGUAGACAACGAAAUCCUGGAUUACAAGGAUUUAGCAGCCAUUCCCAAGGUCAAGGCAAUUUAUGACAUUGAACGCCCAGAUCUCAUUACCUAUGAGCCUUUCUACACCUCAGGCUAUGAUGACAAACAGGAGAGACAGAGCCUUGGAGAGUCUCCAAGGACUUUAUCCCCUACUCCAUCAGCAGAAGGCUACCAGGAUGUUCGGGACCGGGUGAUGCACCGGUCCACCAGCCAGGGCUCCAUCAAUUCCCCUGUGUACAGCCGGCACAGUUACACUCCAACCACGUCACGCUCUCCCCAGCAUUUCCACAGACCUGAUCAAGGGAUCAACAUUUAUCGAAAACCACCCAUCUACAAACAGCAUGAUGCAGCUGCCUUGGCAGCCCAGAGCAAGUCUUCUGAAGAUAUCAUCAAGUUUUCCAAGUUCCCAGCAGCCCAGGCACCAGACCCCAACGAGAUACCAAAGAUUGAGAUGGACCAUUGGCCUGGUCCCCCCUCACUUGCCGCCGUAGGAACUGACAUGAGGCGCAGAUCUAGUGGCAGAGAGGACGAUGAGGAGGAAUUCCUGAGACGCCGGCAGCUUCAAGAAGAGCAAUUGAUGAAGCUUAACUCAGGCCUGGGGCAGUUGAUACUGAAGGAAGAGAUGGAGAAGGAGAGCCGGGAAAGGUCAUCCCUGUCAGCCAGUCGCUAUGAUUCUCCCAUCCACUCAGCUUCACAUGCUCCAUCUUCUAAAACCUCAUCUCUCCCUGGCUAUGGAAGAAAUGGACUUCACCGGCCUGUUUCCACAGACUUUGCUCAGUACAACAGCUACGGGGAUGUGAGCGGCGGAGUACGAGACUACCAGACCCUCCCAGAUGGUCACAUGCCAGCAAUGAGGAUGGACCGAGGCGUGUCCAUGCCGAACAUGCUAGAACCAAAGAUAUUUCCAUAUGAAAUGCUCAUGGUGACCAACAGAGGGCGUAACAAAAUACUGAGAGAUGUGGACAGAACCCGGCUGGAGCGCCACUUAGCCCCAGAGGUGUUUCGGGAAAUCUUUGGGAUGUCCAUACAGGAGUUUGACAAGUUACCUCUUUGGAGACGCAAUGACAUGAAGAAAAGAGCAAAACUCUUCUGAAAGUCCCACACAAGGAUGGCAAUUAGAUAAAGGACUGGCAGUGGCUGGCGACGAUGCAUGGGAUGUUGUAUUAAGGUUCAAACUUGAUUGGAGAGUUUACAAGCUGCCAUCCCUCAGCAACAACAGCAAGGGAAAAGUCUGGUCACAGUACCCAGGAGCCAAAUAUUGGGCCAACUAACAGUUAACACUUGCCAAGAAGCAAUGGGGUAGAAAUUGCCAUGUUCCCAAACUCAGCAGUAACGUCCACACAUGACCUUUUCACACGACCUUGUGUCCACAACAGGAGCUUCUUUCUUUUCCUUUAACUGUCGUCUACCAUAACACUGACCGUACCAAUAAGAGCCAGCAAGUGCCCUAACACGCCUCAUGGGACAGUUGUGCUGAUUCCGCAGUAUGGACAUGUUUACUAAGUAGCACUGUGGUGAAAAAGGAAGAGGCUGGGGACACAUCUGUGUGGUAGCAGCAACCUUUCACAUGUCUUUCCUUGUUGGUAGCCUGCAGCAGUGCCUGUGCUCUCAUAGCAUCAGAACCAGGCAGCUCUGAUCAAGUAGCUGAAUGUCAGCAAAAAUGAUUUUUCACAAGCUCCUUUUUCUUGCCGGUUUGCUGAGACCUGGUUGGCAGGUCACUAGCAUUAUUUUUUUUUAAUAAGAGAAAGGAAAAGGAAUGAAGGCAAUCCUCCCUGAACUCUCUUUCUGCUUCAGAUAGUGUGCUAAACUCUACCUCCCCACCAAGACAGGAGCUGGCUUGGGCUCCACCUUUGCAAAGAAAGGAAAGGCAAAAAUUGUCUCCAGAUUGGCCCACCUGCAUGCUGCUAGGUGAUUUGUGCCCAUGGGUCAUAUUACUCUUAGCAAAAAAAAAAAAAAAAAAAAA
Messenger RNA from Castor canadensis (American beaver), 3396 nucleotides. The record is from RefSeq and is a predicted model, not a curated record. NCBI's taxonomy places the organism in Eukaryota, Metazoa, Chordata, Mammalia, Rodentia, Castoridae.